AUGGCGCAAGCAAGCUUUGUGGUUCUGAUUUUGGCCUUGAUUGCGGGCGCCACAUUGGCUUUGUCUCCGGAUUCCACUCCGGCAUGGUCUCCAGCGAAUCCACCCACUACUGCAAGUACUCCACCACCGUCGUCAUCGAUUCCUACUGCUCCAACACCGUCUCCAAAAGCGGAAUCUCCGGCGUCGUCUCCAUCGGCCCAUUCUCCAUCUCCGAAGGCCGCUCCUAUUCCGCCGUCGCCACCUCCCCGUGAUGCGUCUCUUUCUCCGUCUCCUUCUCCUUCCUACUCCCCUUCUCCUCUUUCACCGUCUACUACUACUACUCCGUUGCCGGCCAGUCCUCCCACAUCGAUCGCAUCUCCACCGUCUGAAGCGCCUGCCCCGGCACAAAGCGCCGCUAUCUCCAACAGAAUGGCCGUCUCUGGUUCCCUGGCCGUCGGUCUCCUCGCCGCCGCUUUCGUUGUUUAA
Juglans microcarpa x Juglans regia is the source of this 465-nucleotide messenger RNA. RefSeq names its product early nodulin-20-like. The transcript has a single exon. The coding region runs from base 1 to 465 and encodes 154 amino acids. The record is from RefSeq and is a predicted model, not a curated record. Lineage: Eukaryota; Viridiplantae; Streptophyta; Magnoliopsida; Fagales; Juglandaceae.